GAAAGAGAGCACGUAUGAAGUCUACAGUGCUGGAAGCAGAAGGAAGUGGUUCAGACUCUGAUGUGUGGCAAUGUGACUCUGAUCUCGACCGGAAUGAAAGUUUCUACGUCCCUAAUACAUCAUUCACCCAAAAGUUGACCGCUCUUGACCCGUCAUUAUACCAUGGCACAGGUGAUGAUUUCAGUACAGAGGACAAUUUUGAUCAGACGAGCGCAUAUAUCAACCACCAGCUUAGUAUCUAUGGGUUUUCAUCCAAUCUUCAGUUCCUGAAAGCGGAUAAGCAAAAUGCAUCCAGGAUCGUCACUGCCCUUUACAAGAUCUUGCAGCAACAUCUGAAAGAUACCUCUCAUAAAGAGGAGAUGGAUUUGAAUUGGAGACGACUUUCAAGUGAUCAUGAUGCUGCAAUUCAGAGAUUGAAUACCACAAAGUCACAAUUGGAAAAAGCUGAGCGUGAGACAGACAUCCUAGGAGGCAGGGUAUCAGCACUAGAAGAUGAAUUAAGAGCAGAGACAGAGAAACAUCGCUACACACGAGAAGAGCUAAAGUCUGCGAAAGCAAAUCUUCAAUACAUCAAAACACAAUAUGCUCAUGAAGCAAGGAAAAAGGAACAAGAGAUCCAUGUACUCAAGGAGAAGCUACAGAAAUCAAUCAAUAGGAGUCAGCUGUCCUCUUCCACAAUACCAGGAGGGAUCAAGAUUCUCAAUCCUGUACCACGGUCAAUAUAUGGGAAACAGCCUACGGGCGAUACGGAACAUCUGCUCAGAGAAACCAUUGGACAACAACAAGCGAAGGAAGCAGAGAUUGUGGAAGAGAAUGAACAGCUUCGUAGAACACUCUAUACAGUUCAUGUGCAACUGGAGGGUCUGAUCCAAAAACAUUCAUUAAAGGAUUCUGUUGCUACGCCAUACGGACUUCCAUUCGAUAUGAUUAAGGACAAGAUCGAGACAGAGAUUCGAGACACAUUAACUUUAUUGAGUGAUCAAUGGGAUCACCGUCCAUCUCUGGAGCCUGCUAUAUCAUCAAGCGAGAUUGUAGUACGAGAUCAAAGGAUUCAAGAUCUUCAAAAGGAGGUCGAGAAGAUGCAAUUGGAAUUGGAGGAGUCAACUCUGCUGGUUCAGGGUGCUCAGAAAAUGAUUGAUAAUUUAACAAGUGGUAACUUUUUGGCAGGAAUGCAAGAUCUCAAUUUGAACGCGGGAAGCUCUGAUAUGACUGCUCAAGAGAUAGAAGAAGCUGAGGCCAAAGUCCAGAAACAGCGCGAAGAAUUGGCUAAGGAAAGGAAAAAAUUCACCGAGGCCUGCAUAGAUCUCGGUAAGAAGCGCGACGAGUUGGAGCGAGACAAGAUGGCAUUUGAGGAGAGCAAGAGGACGUUUAGGUUGGACAAGGUCAUGUCCUUUUUGUCAUUUUCCCCUAAAUCAGAAAACCGAAUAAGAACCACUCCCCCAUCUUCACCCACACCAGCACCAGCACUAUUGACACCAUCAGAAGCAGUAUCAACAAUAACACACCUCAAUGGAGUUAAAUCCAGGAAACGAGUAGCAAGCUCACCGCUACCGCCGGACUUUUCAUUACCGGGGCGAUCAGUUAGACCAAAGAAAGCGACAACUGUUAUGGAGCUUGAGGAUGAAGAAUUUAGUGCACAUGGUGUUAAACAAGGAACAUUUCAUCAAAAUAUGGAUAGAAUGAGUGCUACUGAAGGCAAGGAAGAAAUGGAAAGGGAUCAAGAGCAAGAAGAGGAAGAGGAAGAAGAGUUACUUCAGACAUCACGGCGUAAAUUGUUUAAUACUAUGUCCGAUACUAUAGGGCUUCUGAAACCUCAGCUGAACCUCGAUCUGCCCCGUCAACAAUAUCAACAACAGUGA
This is a messenger RNA of Lobosporangium transversale, 1859 nucleotides long. RefSeq names its product Afadin and alpha-actinin-binding-domain-containing protein. The transcript has 9 exons. Bases 15 to 1859 code for a protein of 614 amino acids. Lineage: Eukaryota; Fungi; Mortierellomycota; Mortierellomycetes; Mortierellales; Mortierellaceae. The record is from RefSeq and is a predicted model, not a curated record.